GAGGGUGAAGUUAAGGAUGUCCAUGCGAUGGUGGGCAGCGACGUGGAGCUCAGCUGUGUUUGCCCCCACAGAAGCCAUUUCAACUUGAAUGAUCUGAAUGUCUAUUGGCAAAUCGAUACCCAGAGCACUGUGGUGGUGGCUUACCACCUUCCUGAAGAGUCUACGAGGGGAAGUAUGCAUGUGAAUGAGACGUACAAGAACCGGGCCCACCUGUCACGGGACCGCAUGGAGCAGUGUGACUUCUCUCUGAGACUGCAGAAUGUCACUCCUCAGGACACCCAGGAGUUCAAGUGCCUGGUAUUUAGGGAGCUCGAACUGCACAUGAAAGUGGUGGUCAGGCUGCAUGUAGCAGCCAACUUCAGCACACCGGUCAUCAGCACCUCUGGUCCCUCUGCCCCAGGCCAGGAACUCACCUUCGUCUGCAGCUCCACCAAUGGCUACCCAAAGCCCAACCUGUAUUGGAUCAAUAGGACGGACAACAGCCCCAUAGACGAGACCCUGCAGAAUAACACCGUCUCCUUGAACGAGCAGGGUCUGUACGAUGUGGUCAGCGUCUUAAGGAUCCCUUGGAUGCCCCGUGUGGAUGUUAGCUGCUGGAUAGAGAAUCUGGUUCUUCACCAGAACCUCACCAGUGUCAGCCAGGCGGAUAAUUCCACUGGAAACAAUGACAGAUUCACAGAGAACCCACAGGAAACUGACAACCAGAAGAAAAAUGUGGUCCUUUUCUGCCUCCUUGCUGUGCUACUGGUGGCAGCGGGUGCCGUUUCCACCUGGCUUUGCAGAAGCAGGUGUCCUCACAGAAGCUAUGCAGGUCCCAGGGCUGUAAAGCAGGAACUCACAGGACCCUACCCAGGAUGUGGACAGAGGUUCUAUGAGACGCCACCCCGUGGAUGUCAUGCAGUUUCAGAACGGACUCCCACAGGCCUGGUGGUGGAAGGGGACAAUGAGCUGUCUGCUUCUAUGCUACAAUGGAGGACAGGGAUCCCCAGCCUUGAGAGGGGCACAGAAACCGUGAGGGAGACCUUUCCAGUGGGCGGCACCAUCAGAAUAUGGAGCCCCCAGUGAGUCCCUCCCACUCAGCCUUCAGCACACAGAGCAGCAGCU
Messenger RNA from Acomys russatus (golden spiny mouse), 1104 nucleotides. It is a transcript of the gene Icoslg, whose product is annotated as inducible T cell costimulator ligand. The transcript has 5 exons. The coding region runs from base 28 to 1065 and encodes 345 amino acids. Lineage: Eukaryota; Metazoa; Chordata; Mammalia; Rodentia; Muridae. The record is from RefSeq and is a predicted model, not a curated record.